GGUUUGAACAAGCCUCCUAAUCAAUGCAAGUUGAUAUUUAACUGUUUGCUGAGCAACUGCCAACCUUUUACUCUCAGGGAAUUUAGCAAUUCACAGUACAGUAGGUUCUCCUUUUUUUGGACAAGCCAGGAGGGUUUUCUUUUCAUUUAAAAAAGUUACUUUUCAUGGAUAUGGACCUCUGCCUGACACUCCUGCUGAUAUGUCUCUGCAGCCAAGGAGCUACUAAUGCUGAAGUGACAGAAGAUCAGUCAAUCCCCCUUAUUCCCCUAAUUCCCAGUCAACCCAUAGAAGAGGGGCAAAGCCAGGGUACCUCAGAGCCAGCAACUCUAAUAGAUACAACUGUUAGUGCACCGUCCGUUCCACCGACAAACAGCACGUCACCAGAUGAAGAAGAGGGGAAUAGUUGUCAGGCUAUCAGUCAAAGCCCUGACACCAAACAAACGAUCACUGCUGCGAUCCAGAGGUUGGGUGUGCAGCUCUUACAAAACCUGGAGACGUCAACGGAGCAGCCAAACGUCAUCAUUUCUCCUCUAAGCAUAUAUCUGGCCCUCUCACAACUGGCUCUAGGUGCAAAAAACGAGACGGAGGAGCUGCUGAUGUUUCAUCUGCAUAACAACUCAAUACCCUGUUAUCACGAGUCACUGCAUAAUGUCUUAAGACAGCUCCGAAACAGGGACAUGCAAAUUGCCACUCGCAUGUUUCUGCGCCAAGGGUUUGAAGCAAAACAAGACUUUGUGAGUGAAUCGCUGCGGUUUUAUGACUCAGAACCUGCAAUAGUGGAAAGUCUUCAGCAGAUAAAUGAAUGGGUGGAGAACGCGACACAAGGAAAAAUGACGCACUUCCUGUCUUCUUUACCACCCAAUCUGCUUCUCAUGCUCAUCAAUGCUGUUUAUUUCAGAGGAGAAUGGAAAGCUCGAUUUGAUCCGAACUUCACCUCCAAAGGCGUCUUUUACCUUGAUGAUUUGCACAUGGUCGAUGUCGAUAUGAUGGAAGAUACCAAACAUCCGCUGAGUUUUUUCAUUGACAAUGAGCUGGAGGCUCAGGUAGCAAGGUUCCCAUUCACAAAUGACAUGAGUUUGUUGGUCAUCAUGCCUGAGUCAGGGAAAGUGAAUGUGACUUCACUUUCUUCGUAUCUAAACAUCUCCGACUUGUAUGAGCGCUUACCCAAGGAGAGGGCUGUUCAAGUUAAAGUUCCCAAAUUCAAACUGGAAUAUUCCCAAGAGUUGCAGGAAGUUCUUACCAAAUUGGGUCUUGGGGAGAUGUUCCUAAAUCCCAAUUUGGCUGGGAUUGCAGAUGGCCCCCUGCCUGUGUCCAGUGUCAUGCACAAGUCUGGCAUGGAAAUAAAUGAGGAUGGUGCGAUGGCUGCUGCAGCCACAGCUGUCAUCAUUUCAAGGGCAUCCAAUCCUAUUUUUCACCUCACUCAGCCCUUCUUCUUUGUGCUAAUAGAUGAUGUAACUCAGAUACCAAUCUUCAUGGGUGUCAUCAACAAUCCCAACCCUGGAGCCCCUGUCCUGCAGAGGGUCGAAUUUGAUAAAGAUAAAGUGGGAUUCCCAGUUGACAAGAAUGACAUGGGCCCAUUUGUAAAUCCUCCUAAGUAGGAACUAAAAUACUUUUUCUUCCCCCCAGGAAAACUCAAACAUCUUAAGUCUACUGUAUUAUUUUUCUGGAACAAAAUAUAUGUGAAAACAAAAACAUUGUGUGCCUGUUUCCAUAUAAAAUAAUACAUCACUUGGCUAUUGAUGAUCAAGGAAUUUGAAAAAAUGUUUUUGUUUUUUUUUUCAAAUCUGUUAUAUUGCAAGUAAUUAAAUGUAUUAAUCGGAAUCCCAUUGGCUAUGAGUUAUGAUCUUAAAUAUAAUAAAAUGUUGUGUUUGAAUGAA
Messenger RNA from Fundulus heteroclitus (mummichog), 1877 nucleotides. It is a transcript of the gene serpinf2b, whose product is annotated as serpin peptidase inhibitor, clade F (alpha-2 antiplasmin, pigment epithelium derived factor), member 2b. Gene Ontology annotation, biological process: negative regulation of endopeptidase activity. The record is from RefSeq and is a predicted model, not a curated record. Bases 165 to 1598 code for a protein of 477 amino acids. Lineage: Eukaryota; Metazoa; Chordata; Actinopteri; Cyprinodontiformes; Fundulidae. The transcript is spliced from 9 exons. Gene Ontology annotation, molecular function: serine-type endopeptidase inhibitor activity.